Molecule: messenger RNA, 7201 nt
Organism: Linum trigynum
Lineage: Eukaryota; Viridiplantae; Streptophyta; Magnoliopsida; Malpighiales; Linaceae
Source: the annotation of a GenBank genome assembly
AGAUCUUGUUAAAUAUUGUGAGCUAUUGGAUCUUGUUCAAUUAAUUAUUUUUUUAUUUUAUUUUAGUAUUGGCUACCUGUUGCACCGGUUGACAAGUUAAUAAUAAUUAAAAAUAAAAUUAGAAGCUUCAGUGACUUCUCCGUUCCAAUUCUCUUCAACUUCUAUUCAAAAAAAAUUCUCUUCGACGACGGUGAAGGAGGUGAGCAAAGGGUGACGGCAAGCGAGUGCGACGAGCAGGGGGCGACACGGAUUCUGAAAUAGCUCGACGGCGAGUGCGACGCUUGGUAAAGGAAGAAAUAGGGUUUCGCGGCGUCUCCAGUCGAUAGAGAAGGGGGUGAGCAGGUCGACGGUGAACCAGAUUCUGAAAUAGGGUUUUCGCGGUGUCUCCUCUCCCACGAUUGUGCUUCGUCGCCUCUUUGUUGUGCCGCCGGGGCGAACACAGUGGUGGCGUUUCCUCGUCGAUAGUGAAGGUGGCGACAACGAAGGCGAACUGGAUCUUCAAAUAGGUUGACGAAGACACUGUAAAUAGGGACUGAGUAGGGGAUUCAUUGGAUCUUCAAUUAGUCGCAGCUUUGCUGUGUUUCUUCCUUCAAGUUUUCAGGUAAUAAAGAUGAUCCUCAGAUUCUUAAUGUUUCUCCAUUUGUCACUUCAAAUUCUUCUUCCUUCACCUGCUACUUCUUUCUCGUCGUCUGGCUAAAAGAACCCUAAACUCAGCCCUCAUUUGUAGAGACAACUAUUCCUUCUUUUUUCAUCAUUUUAGCUCACUAUAAGUUUCAAUUAUGAUUGUUCUUGUAUAAUGCUUUUGGGUUUCAUGGAAAGUGUAUGAAAGAUGAUGAAUUGGAGAUCAUCAUUAGGGAAUUGAAGAUUUUCUGCGAGUGUAUCGUCAAUUGGGUUCGUUUGUGUUUUGCUGCAUUGAUCAUUACCAUGGACAUUCAUAACCUUAAACGAUGUUAUUGCUUCUGUCUAGUUGAUAAUCCAAUCGAUUUGUAGUCUUGUAUUAGGAUUGCAGGUGUCGCAAAAAGACUAGAAAUGCAGGUUGUGUUCAAUCAUGUACUAUUUGGUUUUGUGUUCAAUCCUGUACUAUCUGGUUAUCACUCUCCAUAAAAUUAAAUCCUCUUCUGUUGUAGAUAAUGACUCGUAGAUUGCAUGUCAAUAGUCUUGGAUUAGUGUAGCUGAUACUGUCUACAAGAACUGUUGGUCUAUGGUGUUCAUGCCAUCUUGUAUGCCCUCUGGUUUGUGGGGUGAUAAAAUUUCUAACCAAGACAAAAGGGAAAGAAAGAAAACUAAAAACUCAAACAGAGCAUAAUAGAGAGAUAGUUAGAGGUAAAGCAAAGACAUUGUUUAUCUCAGAAACUAUAACAGUCCACUGUUUAUUACAGUUGCAAAAUACAUAGUGACAUAUAUGAGCAGAUUUUGAUAUUAGAUCAUUCAUAGACAUGAUUUAUAUCCUAGAAGGAUUAUACAAAUUGACUAUUUGCCUGGAGGAGUAUAAUAGCUGACCUGAUUAGUAGGGUUAGAGCACCCUCUAUCCUACUUUCUUUUAGUUGUAUCGUUCGUCGAUUUAUCAUAAGAAUUGUUCUGCAUCCAAGUGUUUGCUGAAAUACACCAUGAUUGCUUCUAGCUUCCAUGUGUUCGACGUUAUGUCUGUGUGGAAUACUGAACUAGGAAAACAACGAGCCUGAAUUACUUAAUGCCCCAUCCGUAGUACGUAAUAGUUAAUAUAGUAGGAAUCCUUUCUUUCUUCUAGGAUGCUUUUGUACACAAGGAUUUGCAGUAUUAGCAUCACCUUAAUCGUAACCUGUCUAUGAUUUUGUUGUUUACGUGAGUUGACUUUCAUUUUUUGUAUUAUGUGUAGGGACUUUGAUCUGGUAACUCUUUCAGCUGCUACACGUUGGAUUCAGAAUUCAAUUUCUCUUGUGAUAGAGUUGCAAUCUCAGUCUUCCAUUCCAGGAAAGUUGUUGAAAUCUUGCCCUUUUAACUUCAGCUAUUAAUUUUUAUUCAAGAUCGUUUGUCUCUGCCUCUUUGCUUUCUACUCGUGACACUUACCCUGAUGUUGAUUGUGCUUUCGGUCAUCACAAUUAUUACCUGCAUAUUUGGAAGUAGUUGUACUUUGCUGUAUGGAAGAGCUACUGUGUGAUUGAUGGUGUGAAUUUAUUUGUUAGAGUUUAGUUCCCAGCGUACUGUUUCUUUGGGGAAAAAAUGUGCACUGAAGUUACAAAUCUAUGACGACAUAAUAGAUCUUGAUCAGUUUUUUUUGUUUGUCUUGAGAGUUCAUUCUGCUAUCGAGUUCAUAUAUACUGUGCUAUGUUAUGUUAUGAGUGUUAUCCUACUUGGUAGAAAUGUUUUGACAGUAGCACUAUCUUUGAACCGGAGGUGACAAAGGCCUCUCUUUUGUGAUGAAGACGUAGAUGUUUUCUUUGACAUUGCGUUGGGCAACUGAGGUUGAACCCACAAUAGAAGUUGUCAAGAACGAAUCCCAGAGCAAGCUGAGCUGGAGUUAAACCAUGCUUCUUUGCCAUUUCAACGUAAUGCACUGUUGAUUCCUGGUGGAUCAAAGUAGGAAGAAUCGUGUUGGGCAAAAUACUUCGUUCAUAAAAAAUGCUUUGCUCUGCUGGUCACAAUGAACAGAAUCACUACGAGAGAUAAGCUACUAAGCUCGCGGAAGAUUGUGGAUGCAAGUUUUUUCUUUUUGUAGUGCUGGGAUAGAUACUAGAGAGCAUUUGUUCUUUGAAUGUUCUCUUACAAAGAUCUGAAUUUUGCAAUGACAGGAUAGGGAAAGUCUGACUGCUGCUAUUCUGGUGAUUGAAACACUUGUUCUGUGCUACUGGGAUUUCUAGGGUUCUUGUGGCAAAAGAGACAGUUGUAAGUGUAUGGGAAGCCCACAAACCAGGGUGUGACUCGGCUCAAGUUCAAGCAUAGCAAGCGAUCGGUUGUGGAAAAACGUGCUAGGAGGAAGUUUGGUGGACUCAAGGUUCUCAAUUCUUACUGAAUCAUCGAGGUAUGUACAGUUGGACACCACAUUUAACUUCAUUGCAACUUAUAUUCAACAGAACAAUGUAGACUUGAAUCGAUAGUGUUGAUAGAUAGACUGAACCAGAUUCCCUGUUAGUGUAGCUUAUUUUGAUGACCAGAUAAAACCAUAUUUAGCUUAUUUUGGUGGCUGCAAAGUUCUUUUCCAUAUCUCCCCCCUCUUAUUCUUGUUGGUGUUAUGUUGCCCAAGUUAGUAGGGAAAUCCGUUGAAUUUUUCAAUCCAAAACUUGUUGAGAUUGAAUGAGAUCAGAGAUGGGAAAAGGAAGUAUUAUGUGAUUUUUAGCCACCCAUCCUUAUUCGCCCAUCCUUCGCCACCCAUCCUUCGCGACGGAGACAUAUCGUUUCUAGCCGAGACGGCAAUGAGGCAGAGAGAGCAAGUGGGUUUUAAUAGGUAAGGGCAUGCGUGAUUUUUCGUGGGGGGUUUUAGUUGUUAAGGGUUCUGAUUUGGGUUUUCUGUUUUAAUAUAUGGGUUUAAUGGUUCGGUUGAGGGGAAGAGACGGAAUUAGUGUCAAUAGGAUGGUAAGGAAAGGCUACCGCCGGCAGCUCUAAGCUUCGUCGGCGGCAACGCCAAUGACCAAGGGGAACUUUCCUUGUGGGUUUUCGGAAUUUGAAGUUUAGUACUAGUUGUGUGUUGAGAUUAUGCCUAUUGUGUUUGCGAAUUUUGAGAAAUCCUGUAUGUAUAGUUGGGUUUUGAGACUGAAAUUAUGAUGGUUAUGAUGGUUUUGGGGCUGGAAAUUGUGUUUCAGUUUAGCUGUGGUUAUUGUGCAUAGUUUGGUAUGUGGAAGUUUGUGGUAUGUUAUGGUGGGUUCGAAGAUUGGGGAUUGUGGUGGAUUCAAAACUGUAAAUUGUUGGCAGUAAUGGUGUUCAUGUAUGGUUUUCAUGUUGUUUGAAAAGAGGAUCGGUUCUGGUUGUCUUCUUUGUUCAAUUUGGUGGGUGUUGUGAAUUGUGAUCUUUCUUGGCUUCAUUUCAUUUGUGAAUGGUUGGUUUGUCGCGGAAGUGAAGGGGAAACUAUCGAGCUGAUAUGGUACCUAUCGAGCUGAGUUUGCUUAACUCGGACUUGCCUCGUGUUUGUUUCGUAGGUAAUGGAUGCUUGGUAGGUAAUUAGUCCCAGAGCAUUAUCAGUAGUAGUAUGUUAGUUAAGCUUGGUAGGUAAUGGAUGCUUAAAGAUGCUUAAAGAUGCACGGAAACUAUGUGGCUUAUAUGCAUACGCCUCUAAUAUUUUUUCGUUGCUUGUUAUUUGAUUAGUGAAGUGUUUUAUUUGGUCGGCUGUGGGUGGUGAAUAUGUGGAUUUCAAUUGUCUCUAAACUUCAUUUUGUUGAUUGUUUUCAAUUGAUCAACUAUGGAAGGGUUGAUGGAUGAUAUGAGCACAGGCAAGGACACGAGAAUUGACUUGAAUGUUGGUUUAGAUUGGGGAAUGGAUUAUGGAGAUGACACCGGUGGUGUUAGAGAUAGUGACGAUUUGGAGGACAAUGUCGACACCAACGAUAGUGAUUCUGAGGAUGAUAAUAACACUAACAUUGGUGAUGAUGAUAAGGAGAACAUCUCAGAUGAGCAUUUGCACAGCUUUGAAACACAGCCACACAGCUCAGAUGCACCUCUACACAAAGAUGCUGCAAAUCCAGCCAUGGCUCCACCGUACUCGAGUAUGUAUGACUGGACCAUGCUUGAUAAAGUCGGGAAUGGUAAGCCAUAUUCUAAAUGGGAGUCGGAUGAUGUUGUGGGUUAUGAGUUUGAAACCCUUGUGGAGUCUGGCAAAUUCUAUUCAAAUUAUGGUUGUGUCAUGGGAUUCAGCGUACAAAAGAACACUCACACAUAUUCAAAAUAUGGAGUUAGAAAUAUGCAGCGAUGGGUUUGCUCACGCGAGGGGGAGCGUCAACUAGUGCACAAUGACAAGGAGAACAGAAAGCGUGAACCUAGGCCUGUAACAAGGCUCCAUUUUCCGGCUGCUUUCAAAGUCAGUUUAGUUGAGGCAACUAACCGAUUCAAGGUGAAGCAGUUUGUACCAACACAUUUUCAUCACUUAGCUGGAGCACAUGAAGUGCAGUUUUUGAGUUCUUAUCGCAAGGUAGAUGACGCAAGUAAGGCUCAGAUUCGAUCACUUAGGGCUGCUGGUAUUCGCACCAAUCAAAUCAUGGAUUAUCUAGUGAAUUGUGCGGGAAGCUUUCAGAACUUGGGUUUCACUAAGACCGAUGUCUACAAUUUUGUUAGUGUGGAUCAGAGGUCGGAGAUCUUGGAUAGUGAUAGUGAAGCUUCACUUACCUACUUACAAGCACGGGCAACUACCGAUCCUCGUUUUUAUUGUAGAUAUACAGCAAGUGAUGGUGGUGAACUAGGCAAUAUGGGCUGACUCUACUUCACAAUUGGAUAUAGUCUCUUUGGAGAUGUUCUUGUUUUUUACUCGACGUACAAGACUAAUGCAUAUAAUCUUCCAUUUCUUCUAUUCAUUGGUGUGAAUAGUCACAAUGCAAGCACUGUUUUUGCAUGUGCUUUACUUGCGGAUGAAACGACGGAGAACUACGUAUGGAUUCUAAAUGCUUUUUUACAUUGCAUGGGUGGUAAGAAGCCAACCGCAGUUAUAACAGAUGGUUUUUCUUCAAUGAGGAAAGCUAUCAAGUCGGUUCUCCCUGGAUCCCGACAUCGGUUAUGUUCUUGGCACUUGGGCAAUAACGCAGAAGCGCGUGGCCAUGCGGAAGGCUUCCGGGAGGAUUUCAAACAAUGCAUGCUAAACUGCAGUUCUAUUCCACAAUUUGAAGCUACGUGGAAGGAAAUUUUGUCCAAGUAUGACCUGGAGCACAAUGCGUGGAUGAAGAAGAUGUAUAGGCGACGAGCUCUAUGGGCCACAACUUACUUGAAAGGUACUUUCUUUGCUGGGAUGACUACGUCACAACGUUGUGAGAGCAUGAACUCUUAUCUAGACAAAUUCUUGCAAAGUAAGAUGAAGUUGUUUGAGCUUGUCAAGCAGUUUGACAUGGCACUUUUGUAUAGGAGACAAACUGAGUUACAUGACGAGUUUAAGAAAAUACAUACUGAUGUUGUUUUGAUGACACAUUUACAUGAAAUUGAAAGACAUGCCUCUAUAGUAUUUACAUGAAAUGUGUUCAGGAGCGUUCGAGCAGAAAUAGCAAGAGAAGUUCAUUACUAUAUUACAGACAAGUGUGUGUUGACCAAUAAAACAAUUUACACAUUGUCACGAUUCAAAUACCCUGACCCAAAGUGCACCGUGGUCUUUUACACGAGUGGACAUGAUGUGCAUUGUUCUUGUGGCAUUUUUGAGUUCUGCGGAAUUCCAUGUCGACAUAUAUUCUGUGUAUUCAAAGUAGAAAAUCAAAUACAAAUUCCAAAGUCACUCAUUUUGAAGCGUUGGACUAAAGAUGCAAAAGAGUUCGAUCCAUCGAGUAUGGGAAGAUGUCCUACCCAACAAAAUAUUAGCAGGUAUUAUAAAUUGAAGCUGUUGAUUUAGUUCUUUGUUUACUUCUAUUGUGCUUGGAACCAACUACAAAAGUGCUUGUUUAUUUGGACAGGUAUGGAUUCUUGGUUGGUCAAUGUAGUAGAAUGUGCCAUUAAGCUGUGAGUUCGGAUGAAGCAUUUCAUACUGCCAAAGGGUUGAUUAAAGACUUGACCUUGCGAGUGAAGAUAAUAAGUGAAAAAAUAACCAGAAAAACAAAUAAUGCUACUAUGGACGCUGGAGUGAACUCCUCUCAGUUUAUUAAGGACCCCCAUCCAGUUCGAAGUAAAGGUAAUGUGAAGCAACCUCAAGUAAAAACACGGUUGUGCAAGUAUUGUAGGCGUCCUAAACAUACAAUCAGAAAUUGUCCGCUGAAAAGAAUGGCUGAACCAGGUGCAGGUGAUAGUCAUUUCACGCAACAAGAAUACAACUUCGAGUCCAUAGGAGCAGGUAAAGCAGCUUUCAUGUGGAGACUCAAGAAUCUGUUCUACUUCCCAAACGAUCCAAGCACAACCUGUAAUGCUGGUGUUCGGCUUCAAACAAAAUUAUGUUUCAUCUUGUAAUGUUUGUUUUGUGCAAGUUAGUAUCUAGUGACAUUGAAGGGAUCUAUGUAAUGCUCGUGUCUAGCUUCAAAGAACAUUAUGACUCAUCCUUUCAUAAGCUUGUAGUUUUCAAAAACAGUAUAUUAUGUUUCUUGCACCAUUAUAAUAAGUACAUGGGUUAGUU